Molecule: messenger RNA, 1425 nt
Organism: Leishmania braziliensis MHOM/BR/75/M2904
Lineage: Eukaryota; Euglenozoa; Kinetoplastea; Trypanosomatida; Trypanosomatidae
Exons: 1
Coding region: 1-1425 (474 amino acids)
Source: RefSeq, a predicted model, not a curated record
AUGCCGGCCGCCAUCACAGUGCAUCCUUUGGUACUUCUCAGCGUCGUGGAUCACGUGACCCGGGUAGGCCUACAACACCAGCAACAGCUGCAGUCGCAGAAAAGGGGGAACACUCCUGAUGUCGCCGCCGCCUCCCCUCCGGCCCCCGCUUUCCUGUCCACUGCAGGUUUGCUGAUGGGGACCACGAAAGCGUCCGGUCCUUCUGACGCCAGCACAUGCGGCGCUGGUGGCAGCAGCCAAGUCAUCACCACGACGCUCUCCGCUUCCUUCGAGCUUCCGCUACGGCUGCAGCCGACUGACGGUGUGGCAGUGAAUGUGGCGGCUUCUGGAGAUGCUACCUUUCUUAAGCGCGUACUCAGAGACGACACUGACUGGCCAGGGGUGCAGAAGCACCGCGAGCAGCUCAACGCUGUGAUGCCUGAGCUGGACGUGGUAGGAUGCUACGUGGUGUGUGCCGGCUCACGGUGGACGAGCACGACGCACCGGAGAGGUGGCGAUGACGGAGACGGCUUUCCGUUGUCGAUUGAAAGUGCUGUCAAGAAGGCCAAGGGCGAGGCAAUAGGGGAUGUGGGUGGCAUCGUGGCGAUCGCAAACUGUGUCCAACAGCUGCUGCGCAGCACCGCACUGUUGCCUCCGACGGCUACGGGAUUUGUUUUGCUGGUAGUAUACGACAAGGAGGUGACGAGCGCUGCCAGCGAAACGGGCACCGCUGCGCCCAGUCUUCAGCAGUCCCCCGUAGCGGUGCGGCUGCCCUUUGACUGUUUCUACGUCUCAGCCACCACCGUCAGCGACGCACUGUCAUCGGAGGAAGUAGAGGUGGGCCCUGCGGAUAUGGAGUGGAUCGCCUUGGCGAAUGAAACUGUGAUGCCACGCCGCCGCCAGGGCUCGACAGCCAUUUCGUCUGCAGCCCAGGCCCCCGCUGCGAGAGAGACAACAAACACGCGAACUCCAUUGAUGGCUUCGCCACAGAACUUUAGUGCCGCCGAGGAGCUCGUUGGCAGCCUUCGACUUGUCAUGCGGCUGCUUGUCAAGAUGACCGAAUCGACGCUGAGCACAACGGCGACGGUGCCAGGCGACGUUGAGCUACUGAGAACUGUGGCGACGUGCCUGCGCAAUGUGCCUGACAGCCGCCCAUCUCCUUCGCCUGGCGACUCCACAGCCCCGUGUGCGCUACAGACAGUGGAAGUACUUAGCGCAGUACUAGCUCUUGAGGUGCAGUGCGCAUUGCACAUGCGUUCGCUGAGUAAAGCACAGCAGCAGCUGCUAAGCAGCAAUCGCCCCGCCAUGGAGGCUCUUCACUCCACGACUCGCUCGCCCAAGGCCGCCAAUGCGCCGCCACCGGAUGCAAAGGUAGGGCGGCCGACACACGGGCGCGACAAGCGCAGCGGCGUCCCCACAGCUGCCCUGGGACACGUACGAGAGUAG